CGUACCCUUAAUAAAUUACCCGACCUGCCCAUUUGUCAUUCCUAGGUAUAACAACAGAUGAAACACAUAUGAUGCCCAUUUGAUAAAGAAACUCAAAUUACAUGCUUAUUUAUUAUGGGCUAUAAGUGACUUCCCGACAUAUGUUGAUUUGUUAGGAUGGACCACUACAUGUUAUAAGGCUUGUCUUUUGUGUCAUGAGGACUCUUGUGCCCAACACUUAGGUAAUUUGAAUAAGAUGUGUAGUAUGGGUCAUAGGCCAUGGUUGCCAACUAAUCACAAAUGGAGAAAUAAUGAUAUAGGAUUCAAUGAAAAAAAAGGAGAUUAGAAAUGCACCAAAUAUACUAUGAGGUGAUGAAGUGUUAAUGAAAUGUCACACUUUCAAGCAAAGGAGUUGUUGGGUGCAACACGCAAACUUGAGACUAUUACUUCUUUUUAUCAAAACUAAAAGGGUUUUUGGCAAUAUGCAACCUCUUUUGCAAUUAGUGGAAUGUAGAGGCGGCAACAACAAAAAACUCACUUGAAGGCACAAAUUCUUUUGCCUAGAUUAGUGUGUCGCAUUAGUUUGGCAUGAGAAAGUUCUGGCAGUUAUACUGUAAAUUCGGCUUAUCACUUGGCAUUCCAACGUAAUAGAAUAUUGCGUGGAGCUCGUCUAGAGGUUAGUAUUUGAAAAAGGUCUUCUUGUCACAUUGGUUUAUGUGACUGAUUUGCCUUAAGGUGCAUGUUUACAUACUUAAUUAUCUUAGUCGUAGGAUUGAUUCGAUAUCAUUCAUUCUUUUUAUGAAUGUUACAAUGCCGAAGAGGACUACAAUAGUUUGAUGAGUUCAUGGGUAUAGAGUUGUUUUUUGUUACAACAAAGGAAGAAAGAAGAUUGCUCACAGGAUGGCUGGUGCAUGUCUUUUAUCUAGAAUUUAAUUAGUUUCUUCAUAGAUCGAUCAUAUGUAUCUGACGAGCAUUAUUCCAUAUAUUUGUUAUCCAUUACAAAACUGAUUCAACGAAUGUCGUUGCAGUUUUCUUGUAUCCUUACAUCAAUCCAUGGUAAUUGUUUAUGUUUAUGGGUGAAGUCAAUAGUAUUCGGUUUCCAUCUAUAUGAUCCACCAAAGUAUUUAGAAGAAUAUGGGACUCUUUUGCUAAACAAGUUAACAUAUUCACUUUUAUAACUUGUUUGGAAAAAGCCUUUCAAAUUUUUGGAUGUACUUUAGAAUUGUAUUGAUGCAUUGGCUUGAUAAAUUCGUCUACGCAAAAAGGACUAGUUCAUUAACAAAGAACAAAGGUAGCAUAAUCAUAUUGAAUUAUUUUAAAAAACAAUUUUUAUUUAUUUAUCCAUUUGUUUAUUUAAAAAAAGUUGUAAAAGUUGUAAAGUUGUAAAAUACCUCAUAUUUAAGAAUCUCAUUGAUCUCCAAUUGACUAUAGAGUUGAAAACCCCAUGAAAAGCUAGAAUAAACACACACUAGAAAUGGAAACCAAAUUUUUUGGCUGGUUGUAUCAUAAUACGAUCCGGUUAGGCGUCAACGUUUGUCCACCAUUAAUUCUUUUCCAUUAGCACCCCGUAAGUUUGGGAAAUAUAGACAAACGCUACAAUGUCUGAGCCAAAGAAUUGCUGGGUCAAAACAAUUCUAAGAAUAGCAUGCCAAGUUGUAUUAAACAGAGUAAUUACUUUCACAUACGAAAAUAACUGAAAUAAUCAUAUAAAAAGUGAAAUUUUCUACGUCUAUAGUUCCCAGAAAACACAAAGAAAUAAAUGUGUAUGUGAAAGAGAGAGAAAAAGGGAAGUAAUAAGAAAAAUCAUGGCGGGAGUUAAUAAGCAACAGGUGGCGGCGACGUUGUUGAUGUUCAUGGUGGUUGCCACCGUGGUGAAGGUAUCGGAGGCGGUGAUGGAACCUGGGCCGCAGUAUAAGCCAUGCUAUGAACACUGUGUCGAACAAUGCAAAGGGGACGGCAACGGCGACACCUUCUGUGAGAUGAAGUGCGACUCUGACUGCAUGGCCAAAGACGCUGCAACAAAACUGAACAUAACCCUGAACAAUUGAAGGAAGAAGGAAAAUGAGAUGAUUUGAUCAUCCUGAGGGAAAUAUUAUGAGAAAUGGGAAAGAAAAUAGGAUAUUAGAAGGGAAACAUAUUGGGAUUGUUUAAAAUAAAUUAAAUUUCUUUCAAUAUUAUCUUUGUGAUGAUUAUGUGGUGGUGGGAAAAAACAUUUUCAUAAUAGAUAUUAAAUAACAUCAAGUUUUUCUAUGAUAUACUUUUAAAGUUAUAUGCUUCCUAGCUGGUCCGAUUCCAUUCUAGGCAACAUCUAUAAAAUUAAAUCAUCCCUAGAGUUAAAACCUAAAACAGAAAAUGAACAUGUAUACUUUGAUCCCUAUGACAUUCCUUUGGAUGAAUAGAGAGACAUUUAAGCUCGCAAAAAUAUCAAGGUGAAGAAGGACAAAGCCGCCAACAAGACACAACUAUAGUUUACAGUUUACACACCUCAUGGAUCGUCGAUUAAACUGAAGUAGAGAGUAGUGCAACAGAUUAAAGAGAAGUGGUUAUAACUUUUAAUGAAACUCAACAUAAUCAUUGGGAAAUUAUGGAUAGUGGUGGGUUUGUCUGGGUUCCCUACACAACCAUAUCUUUUGCAUGUGUGGUGGAACGAUGGUCAGUUCAAUCUUGUAUAACCAGUGUUGGUAAUGAAACUAGUUAGUAUACAAUCGAUAUUAUCAGUAUGAUCGAGUUUUGUCAUCUAAACAAAACAACAUCGUUUGAGUGAAUAUAAUUUAAGAAAUAAUUACUUUUUGA
This is a messenger RNA of Linum trigynum, 2772 nucleotides long. Lineage: Eukaryota; Viridiplantae; Streptophyta; Magnoliopsida; Malpighiales; Linaceae. The record is from the annotation of a GenBank genome assembly.